CCGACACACACACUCGCCAUCAGCGGGACACACAGCCCAGCACCGUGGACCGGGGAGACACUCUCCUGGAGCCGUUCCUGCGAUAUUCUUGUCCUGUGCUGCAUGAAUGCACCGCGACAUUUCUGUACGUCAACGCCGACAGUUUGAGGUGGGCUGGCUGCAGUGAUGUCCAAAUCCACAAAACCAGCCUCCAAGUCGUGGUCUCGCUCAAGGUCCCGGUCCAGAUCCCGCUCCACCUCUCGCUCCAGAAGUCACUCCAGAUCAAGGUCCAGGAAGCAUCGCUACAGCUCUAGGUCUCGGUCACGAUCACGAUCUCAUUCUCCGUCUCAUAACCGGGACAAGAAAUAUCCAAGGGGAUACCAAAACAACCGCGAGUUCCGGGGCUACCACCGCGGCUUCCGGAGGCCCUACUACCUAAGGGGCCGUGGGCGGGGCUACUUCCCACGUGGACGGUACCAGCGUGGGGGUGGUGGUGGUGGCUACAACAAUAACUUCCGAUCCAACUGGAAGAACCACAGACAGCAUCCACAACAACAGCACCAGCAACAGCAGCAGCAGCAAAACCAAAACCAUUUGCGAGAACGCUCGCCCAGCCCCAGGAAACGCUCGGGAAGCCCUGUCCCUUACAGCCACUCUCAGCAGUAUGACCGCUCUGCUUCACCUGUAUCCAGACACUCCCAACAUUCUUCCUCAUCCUCGCACUCCUCCUCUCCCAAAUACAAGUCAGCCUUGGGGCUGGCUAAACUGAACUCCAAAGAUGUGAAAGAGGAGCAGUCAGCCUCCAAGGAGGUCCAGGGAGGAGGAGGAGGAGGAGGAGAUGGGGAGUCAGAGCUCACGGAGGUGUCAGCAGGAGGUGUCAAAGAAGGCUCAGCUGGCGGAAAACCUGCAGGGAACUGGCAGUGCCUAACAGAUUACAACAACAGUCCUGUGGCAUGCUCAGCUGUUAAUGCAGGUCAAAACACCCAAACUAAUAAUCAGUCUAGUCCGUCCCUUAAAAACACCAUCGACGUCAGCAAUGGUUCCCCCUCUUGGCAGAUUGUGGGUAGCUCAUCCUCUACCAAAAACCCCUCAGAGGAAAGCCCCACAUCUAUGCUUUCCAGUUUGGGCUUCUUCUCCAAAGAAGACUUGGAUGGAGAUAAAGCAGCAAUCUCCAUUGCCUUCAAAAAGUUUUUGGUGGAGCACAAUAAUAAGAAAGCAAAAUCUGCUUUGGAAAAUAGCAAGAACAUGGAAGCAAAUGAUGUGGAUGUGGCACAAGCGAAAGCAAAUGGCAAGGUCUCUGCGGCUAUCUCUGACUCAGUGUCAAGAAAAUACAAAGAGGACUGUGAUGGUGAUGUGUCUUUGAACAGCUUUUUGAAAGCUUCUCCUUUUCUGUCCGCUGACGGGGAGGAAGAAGAGGAGAUGACAAUCAAACCCCAUUCACCUCAGAAAGAUUGGCACAAUGGGGAUGAGUGCUCCAAGCCAAAGAGCAAGGUCACUCGCUCAGCCCGUGAGCUAUUUGAAGAGCGCUUUAGCAAGUGGGAGAGUUUGGCCUACCCACAGGUUGCUAAAAACAGUGACCUCGAUGCCAUGGCAGAAGAGAUAUACCUCAGCCGUAAGCAGGACAAAGCGGCUGCCAUCGCUGCUGCCCUUACCAAGAGGGAGAUGGCAGGAAUGCUUGAGGAUCUCUCCCCAGAGAGAGGUUGCAAUGCCAGGAGGAUGGCAAAAUCUGCUUCUAGCCCGUCUCCUACACCACCAGCAAGGAGAAAGUCUGACAGGGAGAUGUACAGGGCAGAGGACUCACCUCUCAAGGCCUCAAGGAAAAGGGAAGCAAAAUUUAAUGUUAGAAUGGAUUUUCUUGGUGAUAUCCUGACAAGCUCCUCAGAUGUUUUGGCUGAAGAGCGCCAAUUAUCUCAGGAUCUUGUGCAAUCCUCAAAAAAGGAUCAGGAGUUUCGCUCCAUCUUUCAGCACGUUAAGAAUACUCAGUUACAGAGGAGUCCCUCUGAGCUCUUUGCUCAACACAUUGUAGCCAUCGUUCACCACAUUAAAGCCCAGCACUUUCCACCCUCUGGAAUGACUCUAAACGAGCGAUUCGCCAUGUACCAAAGACGAGCCGCCGAGAAGGAAAUGAUGAAGCCGAGAAAAAGUCCAGAGAUACACAGGAGAAUUGAUGUUUCACCGAGUGCUUUUAAGAAACACUCUCAACUUUUUGAGGCGAUGAAAGGCUCUGAGGAUGGCAGUUACAAGGACGGUGGGGAAAAAAUGAAGGGUGAUUCAAUGGACCUGCGUUUGGAUAUUGAACGGCGUAAAAGAUACUCUGCCCAUGAAAGAGAUUAUAAUCAGGAUGAGGGGAGAGAUAUGGGAGAUUCCCCAGAUUCUAGUACUGAGAGAUCUGUGGAAAAGCCCUCCAAGCGCCACAAGAAAUCAAAGAAAAGUAAGAAGAAACGGUCUCGCUCCAGUUCAUCCUCCUCUUCCUCAUCCUCUAACUCCCACAAGGAAGAAGAUUUCCCCCUUGAUAAAUUAGAUGCCAAAGAUGUGGGCUUUAACAAAGCCCGAUUGGGUCCGAGGGACUCGAGUGCAUCUGUUGAGAGAGGAAGACCUCGUGGAGGAUUUCAAUUCAGAAUUCGAGGAAGGGCGUGGAACAGAGGGAAUUAUCAGGGAAAUGGUUCACAUAGUAACCCUGUGAACAUACCAGUACACAUGAAGAAUGAGGACUGGGACCCGGAGUACACUCCUAAGAGCAAAAAAUACUACUUGCAUGAUGACAGAGACAGGGAGGCAGAAGGAAAAUGGCUGGAUAACCGAGGCCGUGGACGGGGAAGCUUCCUGCGUGGCAGGGCACGGUUUACCAUCCGCAGAGACAACGGCAAGAGCCCCAAAUGGGCCCAUGAUAAGUUCAAUGGGGAGCAAGGUGACGCACAGGAAGACGACGCCGAGCAGGACCAUAAAGAGGGUGAAAUCGAUGGAGACGCAGAGAAUACUUGAGCGGCGAAGCAGUUUGCUGAGAAUCCUGAUAAUCCUCUGUAUCAUUAUGGAAUCCUGCUCGGUGAUUUUAUCCACCUUAAAGGAUGGAUACCUGGGAAAUGAAAGGUUUUUGAGAAUCAGCUGUUGUUGCGAAUAUUGAAAACCUUCACGCUGUCAUUUCAGUGCACUCUCUUUGACUUGAUACAACUGUUAUCCAUGCCAUGGUACAACUUCGAUCUAACAGAAGCACUGCUAAAAGGUGAACUGGUGUUUUUUUCAAAUAAUAUACAGUCUAACAAUACAUCACCUGUCUUUUUUCCUUUAUGGUAAAUUCAGCCUUCUUUGAAUUUUGGUAACAUGUCCACUUUCAUAAUGGUGAUGAUUAAAAAUAACCCCUUAAUAGUGCUUGUGUAUUUUGAAGUAGCAGGAGGAAAUCCCAUGCCGUAAAUCACGGCAGUAUGUGCCUUAGAUAUGUGCAAAUUAAAAGUGGCUCAUUAUGAGUAGGUUACCUGGAAAACACUGCUGUAGUAAUAAGUGCUGCAUUAAAAAAAAAAAAAAAAA
Myripristis murdjan (pinecone soldierfish) is the source of this 3501-nucleotide messenger RNA. RefSeq names its product thyroid hormone receptor associated protein 3a (gene thrap3a). Lineage: Eukaryota; Metazoa; Chordata; Actinopteri; Holocentriformes; Holocentridae. Bases 166 to 2961 code for a protein of 931 amino acids. Gene Ontology annotation, biological process: mRNA processing; positive regulation of transcription by RNA polymerase II. The record is from RefSeq and is a predicted model, not a curated record. The transcript has 11 exons. Gene Ontology annotation, cellular component: mediator complex; exon-exon junction complex. Gene Ontology annotation, molecular function: DNA binding; transcription coregulator activity; mRNA binding.